AUUAAAAAGGGGAUCUUGAAACAAAUUUGUGAAAAGGAAACGGAAAUAUUGAUACUGAAACAACUCGCAGAUUUUAGAAGUAUUUACUGCAGAAUUGAGAAAAAUCACAUUUGGGAUUCCUCAGGGUGCCAACCAGGAGUCCCUUCUAUUUAAUAUCUAAGAUAAGUAGCUAUGCAGGGGACACACAACUCUACAUUAGUGCCACCAAGGGACUAUCAACCUAUUCAAGCAAUGAGUUCAGACAUGAGCACAAGCAUUUCAAACAAGUCAGUUAAAAUUGGUACAGACAUUAAAAUGAACAUAACUAUCUAGUAGGCCAAAAUGUUGGUUUUAUUUAUUUUCCAAUCUUUUUUGUUUCUCUUUUUACAACAUCACUAAACUCAAUAUGCUUUCUCAUAAUUAUUAUUGAUAUUAGGUUAAUUUCUGAAGAGGCCUUUAUGACCCCAAGCGGGUUCCCGACCCCAACUUUGGACUCAGUGGAAGCCGCGAAUCGGAAGCUAACUUCGUCGUCGUGUUGAACAAAAAUUUUAUCUAGAUUUUCUUUCUAUUAUUUUUAUUUGAAACAAAUGGCUGACAUUUUAUCAUUGAAAGAAUCAGUUCUGGUUUAUUUAGACAGAAGUGGUGGUCUUCAGAAACUUGAGGACGACUGCAGACCUCUAAACGACCCCCAGCAGACCGAGGCAGUCUACAGGUUCAGGGUUCUUGUAAAUCCUUCAGAUUUAAUAGAAAUGGAUCCUAGACUAGGGGACUGUGUCCUGCAUGAUCCCCUCAGAGCGACCGGUCUGUUUCAGUCAGUGUGUUUUUUGGCUAUAAAAACACUUUCAUUUACUGACAAAAUACAUUCAGCGAGUCAGGUGAACGUUUCUCUGAAUUUUACACAUCUUCCUCCAUUCCCCGAGUACACGUUGGACCUCAGCGGUUUUCACCAAGUGUACGGUCCCAUGAGGCCCGUCUCCAUGGAGGGGGCAGUCAUUGCCAUAACGAGGGUCACCAAAUACACCCAGGGGGCAAGAUUCCUCUGUACUGAUGAUGACUGCCCUGGCUCUACAGGGUUCCACCACAUCCGAGUCCACGCACCUGGAGCCACCGAGUCAGCCACGGUGAGAAAUGACUUCAGCUGCAUGAUCUGCAGCUCCCCGCUGAAGGAGGAUGUGAAGUUUAGAGUGUUAGGAGACAAACAGCUGGUGGAGCUGAUCCAUGUCGAAGCGUUGGAUGUCCUGAGAGGCCGACAGCAGAGCUCUUUCAGAUACCAAUCUGUCACGCUGUUUCUCAGAGAUGAACUGUGCCACUCGAUGACAAUUGGUCAACUCUACAGGGUGGUAGGCAUCCCUGUGCUUGUGCGUCAGUGGCCGAGCAUCACCUGGAGCGUGGAGGCAAACAGCGUUCAGCCGUGGGAGCCGCAACCUCUGCCUCCAGGCUGCCGUAAAGAGUCCCCCAGAUUCCUGGAGCUGUCGGAGCGCGUGGCUCCUUCUCCCUGGGGGUUCCCCGCCAUCGUCGCUCACUGCUUUGGGCUGGACCUGACUCCUCCCGGCUUGUACAACACACUUAAACUGUGUCUGCUGCUCAGCUUGGUGCAGACCAGAACCGAUGCAGACGAUCCCGGUUUGGAUCUCCUGGUGGUCACGGCUGACACACUCGUGUUAGACAGACUAAUGGCGUACAGUUUGAGUCUGGCGUGUCGCGGGGUCAGACAUCAGGCCUCCGCUGAGAUGUUUGCCUCUCUGUCCCGAGACGAACAUGGAGCAGGAACCGCCAACAUCCACGCUGGCUCUGCACUUCUCGCCUCUGGGGGCAUUUGCAUGCUGGGAGAUCUUGGCUUUUACAGAAAGGACAAGCUGGACCACAUACAGUCAGUUCUGGAGAGCCGCUGUGUGUCUGUGUUCAUCCCUGGGAAGAAGUACGGAGAGGAAGCUGACCAGCAGCUUUCCUUUCCAGUCCAGUGCAACUUCUGGGCUCUCACAGACUCCUCUCAGCGCUGUGGGAGGGCGGACUCAGCUGUACUGGGAACUGCAGAAACGGGUCCUGUGCAAGCCCAGCUAGCGGAAACCUUUGGCCUCGUCAUUCAGUGUGGGGAUAGGGUGGGAGAGCGGGGCGCGGUCACCCAGGCGCUCCACACCCUCCAGCAAGCUGUGCAGCCUGGAAGUCACCCUCGCCCAGCCUGCUGGGAGUUUUCCACUGAAGACUACCAGGAGCUGGUGGCUCGUUCUCGCGGCUUGCAAGUGGAGCUCAGCCCCGAAGCAAAGAAGCUGAUCCACGGUUACUACAUGGCGAGCCGUCGAGCUCGCACUCGGAGUCAGGGAGUCAAGAUUUCUUUGGCCUCCAUCAAACUGCUGAUCUCUUUGGCCGAGGCUCACUGCAAGCUCUGCCUCAGGACUAAAGUGCUGGAGGAAGACGCGGUGAUCGCUGUGCUGCUGUGUGAAAACUCAGUCACUCUCAAGCAUGGGGCCUCUGCCCUCGUUAUCCCCCCUGAUGCAGUUUUUCCUUGCGACUUGGAAGAUGUGGACAGUCUACAAAGGAGAGACGCCGCUCUGGACCAGCUCCACCAGAUUAUCUUGCGCUUUGUCUAUACAUUCGCGCCAGGAGCCAAUGCGUAUAUUACAGAGGAGUAACGUCUCUCAAAAUGUUCAGUAAGUGUUCGAGUCAAAUGGGCAAUAUAGGUGGUGGCUAGUAUCAACACGUCGAGUUUGGACAGCUUGGUAUCCGGCGGCACCGACGGUAAA
Molecule: messenger RNA, 2720 nt
Organism: Poecilia reticulata (guppy)
Lineage: Eukaryota; Metazoa; Chordata; Actinopteri; Cyprinodontiformes; Poeciliidae
Gene: mcmdc2
Product: minichromosome maintenance domain containing 2
Biological process (GO): double-strand break repair via break-induced replication
Cellular component (GO): nucleus
Molecular function (GO): single-stranded DNA helicase activity; ATP binding; DNA binding
Source: RefSeq, a predicted model, not a curated record